This is a messenger RNA of Ciona intestinalis (vase tunicate), 892 nucleotides long. The record is from RefSeq and is a predicted model, not a curated record. Lineage: Eukaryota; Metazoa; Chordata; Ascidiacea; Phlebobranchia; Cionidae.
CGUCUCUUUCAGUCUUUAGUAAAUUGAUCUGUUUAGGUAAAAACAACACGUUUUAUGUGUAUUUAUAAACCAGAGAUCAAUGAAGUAAAAACAACUUUUAAAUCACAUAAGCUACUUACCGAUUCUAAUAGCGAAGCCAAUCUUUGUUGAAGCUGAAAAAGGUUAAAUCACAGCACCGUUGCAAGAUGAUGCGAUUUAUGCUGUUGUUUAGUAGACAAGGAAAAGUCAGACUGCAGAAAUGGUUUAACGCAAUUGGCGACAAAGAACGUAAAAAGAUAACCCGGGAAUUGGUCAGUCUGGUGCUGUCUCGACGCCCGAAGAUGUGCAACUUUUUGGACUGGAAAGAUUACAAGGUUGUUUACAAGCGGUAUGCUUCUUUGUUCUUCUGCUGCGCAAUCGAGGAAAGUGAUAACGAACUUCUUGCUCUGGAAGUAAUCCACCGUUUCGUGGAAAUUCUUGACAAGUAUUUUGGGAGUGUGUGUGAGCUUGAUAUUAUUUUUAACUUCGAGAAAGCUUAUUUCAUCUUGGAUGAAUUCCUUCUUGCUGGUGAAAUUCAAGAGUCCUCCAAAAACAAGGUCCUACGAGCAGUGGAGAACUCUGAUGCUCUCCAGGAAGAAAACCAAGAAGCAGAAGCAACGAGGAGCAUUUUGGAAGAGUUUGGUCUCUCCUGAAUUGCUUAAAUUGACUAAAUCCUUUUAGAUGCAAUUUCUAUAUCUUUAGUUAUAAAGUGAUGCCCCCCCCUACGUUUUUUGAACUUGUUGGCACUUACACAAGCCGCUGGGACCAAGGUUUGUUUAAUGUGCUCAAUGAAUCACGCCAAUCAUGCUCACAAAUAAUGUAAAUAAUCAAAAUUUAUGUACUGUAUUUAAAUACAAUAAAUGCUCAAAGUAGA